Molecule: messenger RNA, 1675 nt
Organism: Anopheles aquasalis
Lineage: Eukaryota; Metazoa; Arthropoda; Insecta; Diptera; Culicidae
Product: glycoprotein-N-acetylgalactosamine 3-beta-galactosyltransferase 1-like
Cellular component (GO): membrane
Molecular function (GO): N-acetylgalactosaminide beta-1,3-galactosyltransferase activity
Source: RefSeq, a predicted model, not a curated record
ACGAGCAUCCCUGCUAGCGGACACCCUCCCAGCAUGACCUCUUCACUUUCGUUGUGGAUGGCGAUGUGAGCUCAUCUUCGUGAUUUGGCGCGUGUUGGGUCCCCGUUGCUUAUGUCAUUUGUGUUUGAUGUCGCGCGUCGUGAGGUUCGUUCGCCAAGUUUGCGGAUCCUCUCCAGCGCUAGCGCACGCGGGCUCGCGCAGUUUUCAACAGCUAAUUAAUCACCGCCAGACCUGCUCGCGCUCGGUAGCUCCUCGUGUAAUCGGUCAAGGAGCGUAGUGUAAUUAACUUAACAAUUGAUUGGUGUUUCGCUAACAUGGCUUCCCUUUCAGUGUGUAGUGAGUGACCUUUUACCGAGUGAAAUCUGUGACAAAACCAUCGGUGCUUGGAUUUGUAUGAUUUAGAAAAACACUACAAAAUGAUCAAGCUGCUAAUGAAAAGAAGCUCAAUGAUAAGCACUCGAAAUUGGAACUUCCUGAUUGGAAUCGUGUGCGGCUGGAUGCUGUCGCUGUUCCUGUCCAACCUGGGCCACCUUCCCUAUCCGCUCACUCCAACAAACCAGAUGGUUAAUCUAACCGAGAGUGUGCGCGUACUGUGCUGGGUAAUGACGACUCCGGAAAACCAUCAGGAGAAGGUGGUUCCACUUAAGGCUACCUGGGGUGCUCGAUGUAACAAGCUGCUCAUCAUGAGCUCGGUAGCGGACGAAACGGUCGGUAGCAUUGCGCUACCGGUGAAGGAGGAGGGCCGUCAAAGUUUGUGGAACAAGACGCGCGAAGCCUUCCGGUACAUCUAUCAGCACCAUUUGGCUGAGUACGAUUGGUUCCUCAAGACAGACGAUGACACGUACGUGGUGCUGGAGAACCUACGCUACUUUCUCCAUCCGUUCUCGCCCGAAAUGCCGAUCUACUUUGGCAGCAAGUUCCGCUAUCCGGAGUACGUUAAGCAGGGCUACUUUUCCGGUGGGGCCGGGUACGUGCUGAGCCGUGAGGCCGUGAGGCGCUUCAACGAGAUGGCACUAGAGGAUGAGGAGCACUGUUCGGUGGAUUACGAUACGGAGGAUCUUGAAAUGGGAAAAUGUAUGGAGUACGUGAACGUGACGGCGGGUGACUCUCGGGAUGAGCUGGGCAGGAAGCGCUUUCUGCCGUUGGACCCCUUCUUCCAUCUUACCUCGGUGACGGAAGAGCCAGACUUUUGGUACAACCAGUACUCGUACUACGAGCCGCACUAUGGUAAAAACUGUUGCUCAAGUUUGGCCAUUAGCUUCCACUAUGUGCCAGGUAAGCAUAUGCACAUGAUGGACUAUCUGAUCUACGAUCUGCACCCCUGGGGAGCACGGUACGAGUCUGCGGCCCUUCCGAAGGCGAAAACUCUGGAGGAAGCGUUGACCAUCGCUGGACCGUAUCCCAUUAGCACGAUGCAUCCGAUCCUGUCAGACUCCAGUAGCGUGGACUCCGUUGCUAGCGAAGGUUCUUCUACUGAUGAGGUGAUACCGAGCAGCAGUGUGCGGAGUAGUGAAAUGAAUUAGGAAUAUUUGUGUCCAUACUGUUUGUGAAAAAAACCGGAAAAAAUUCAACUAGUCACCUUUUAUUGGCCGAUACGUGUUGGCUGCAUAGUUUAGGGCAAUGAUUUAAUGUGUUUCCGUUGAGUGAUCCGCAUUAGGACGAAUAAAUUGGUCAA